Molecule: messenger RNA, 9331 nt
Organism: Wasmannia auropunctata (little fire ant)
Lineage: Eukaryota; Metazoa; Arthropoda; Insecta; Hymenoptera; Formicidae
Gene: Fhos
Product: FH1/FH2 domain-containing protein 3
Exons: 28
Coding region: 341-8098 (2585 amino acids)
Biological process (GO): cortical actin cytoskeleton organization; actin filament network formation
Cellular component (GO): cytoplasm; cytoskeleton
Molecular function (GO): actin filament binding
Source: RefSeq, a predicted model, not a curated record
GCGGGUCGCCGGCUCUUCAGGGUCCGAGCUUCGUUCGAAACGAAGCGCCUUCGCAGCGCUCGCCACUCUUCCUCUAUCUAUGGGGUCGCGGAGGUGUGUUUCUCGAAAUAAUCGUUCGGGUUCUUCACUCGUGGCCUUGAUACCGCGUUCUUUCUUCCUCCUCAACAUCCUGUCGCACUCGGGCGACCGUCGGUGCCGGUGAAUCGUGACGUAACGGUGGUGUGGAUGCUGCUGUGCUUGACACGGUGGUUGGUGAAGCUCCAGCUGCCGGAAGCGCUUCUGGGUACCUGUUUUCUUCUUUUCGAAAUUCCUCCGCUGUCCUCCUGAAUGGAAUAGGAUCAUGGCGUCGUACAGGAGCUACGGUGAUACAGGAGCAUAUCGAAGUAGAACCGGAGUCGGUAUUGCCAGCACAUUCGGUAGAAAUGUUUCCGGUGGAAGUAACCUGCCAAGCUGUAGAAGCAGUUAUUCCGGAGUCGGAUCGAGUUCUGCUCGAACCGUUGCCAAGGAACGGGCGCUUGCUGGUUUUGGAGGCACUUUUCUUAAAAAGGAUAAGUUCGAGGAGAAACCAGCAUUUAAAUAUUCAUGUACUAAAGACACCGAUAAAAGUCGAUUGCAUUCCGGAAGAUCGUCGUCCGAGGACGUGAGGGCGAAAAGUCCGCUAUCUGAUAGUAGGUCGUCUCUCCUUGAGAAGUACUCGUUCUCAGCUGGCAAAACAUCGGAGAGGCCGUCUUCCGUGUUGGACAGAUAUAACCGACCGGCUUCGCGGGAAAAGAGCAGAGAGCCCGAAGGAAUAUCGAGGUACGGAUCCAGCACAUAUCCCGGAUCGAGUUUCGGCCGAAGUUACGGCAACGAUGCUAGAAUCGAAAAGAAGGACCACCCGCCGGUCUCCUAUAGAGGAUUACGUCCCAAUUCCGGAAAAACAUCGCGCGAGCCCAGCCCGGAAGUCAGUGUCGGAAAAACGAACUCCUUCAGAGUUUAUUCACGAGCGCCGUCUUACAGUCGUUCAGCUGCUUCGCCUAAUACAUCCGACUCGAGCUCGGCUACAAUCUCGACGAGAUUUGGCUCGACAGCUGGCUCGCGAUUUCUUUCACCGCGAAGUGGCAAUGAACGAAUGUCCACAACUAUGAGCUACUCCACGGGAGGAAGGUUUCGAAAUUUGAAUAGUAAAUCAACUAAUCAAAAAGAAGAACAAGGAUCAAGAUUUACUGCAAAGUCUAACAAAGAUGAUCACCAGGAAUUAUCAACGACUGCAAAUCGAAUAGAAGAGAAUGAGACCAACAAUAAACUUCCUGAUAAGGAAUUUGUGACGUUAACGGUAGUGACAAGAGGUACUUCACCGACACCACCAGCUUCCUCGUCCUAUGUCAGAAACAGACGAGCGGAGAUUAAUGUUGUUCAUCAGAAAGAAGUGAUUAAACUUCGAAAACUGCCGGAUACUGCUGAUGAAGAAAUACAGUGUGAUCAAACGGACGAAACGUCAAGAUUCUCGAGGUACAGCAGCAACAAUAAAAUAUCCGGUGUACCCUGGUCGACGUACCUGGAUAAAUACUCGGGUACAUCAUUAACUGGUAGUCCAUCCAUUUAUUCGUCCAGGGGAUUUAAUUCGAGCUCCUCUAGUGGUAGACUUAACAACUUUGCGUAUGCAAGAACGAAUGAAACACCGGCAACUACGAGAAAUGAAUCCUCUGCCAAAGAACCGUCGAGUUCCAGUCAAGAAAUUCAUAAUUCUGACAAAAGUCAAAAUGAGAAACGUCUCGGUGAUUUAAAUUGCACAACAAAUAAUGAGACUUUAACAGUGUCUAAUGACUUAAAGACAUCAUUGAAUGAUCAAAAUACUCACAAUAUAAAUAAAGAAGACAGAAUUAACGAACGGUGUUGCUGUGGUGCACAAAAGACUGAAACGAACGAAAGCUCCAACAAUUUAAGAAAUUCCAAUCAGAAUCUCGCAUUUUACCGCAGAAAAGAUUCAAUGGCGCAGGAUACACAGAAUGCAUCGAGAUGUAACGAAUACAAAAAACCCAUUUCACGAUUGGAAUGCACUUCGCCGAAGAAUGAAGUAAAGAUUUCUAAAUGUUCUUCAAAGACUGAAAUGACAUCAAAACUCGACGCUUACAAUGAAAGAAGAGGAUCCACUCCCAAAUCUGAUGCCAGCUCCUCUUCCAGAAUCGAAGAGUCUCUUCGAAUUGUCGAAGGGCAUUGUCAAGAGCAAAAUGAAGAAGUUAUUUCCCAAAAACGCGAUGCUUCACAAAGAAAAGAUUCGACAUCGAGCGGUUCUUCGCAAAGUCGUUUGGCAUCGACUUCACAAACUCGGAACGUAUCGACGAAGAACAUGCCCCGUCAAAUGACGCGAACAGCCUCGUCAGACGGAUCUUCUGUAAGCAUGCCAAUUGGCAGAUCGAAAUCAUCGUCAGCUAGUUCGGUGACGAGUCAGGGUAUAAAAAUAAAAACGGCAACGCCGCCAUCGUCCGGAAAAUCAUCCACCGGUUCGAUCCUGCCGUCAGUGAACCUACGACAAGGCGGUUCGCCGGACGCGCGCGGCAAACCACCUGUGCCGAAGAAUGAUACUACGACCGCCGCCACGCCGAAGUGCACCGUGGCAGCGAAGUACGUGAACAAGGACUUCCGCAAGUCGACCUUGAACAUGGAGAACGGCGACCUGUCGUGCUCCAAGUACGCGAGAAUAAAGAAAAGUCAGAGAAACAUCUCCGUUAGCUCUCAAGAUUCCGAAAUGACCUCGGACCACGUUCCCCAGGCAGCCUCUUCGGGAUCCUUGAUCUCAACGAAGUCCGGUCGAUCGAGGUUCAGGAUUCCGUCGGGAGAAUCGAAGCCAGUACUUGGGAGAAAUGGCUCGAAUGGCUCGACGAAAUGGGAAGAAUCGAAAAGCGGCUCAAAGUCACCUUGCGGAACGAAAAAGAGGCCAUCUGGGACAUUUAGUUCCAGCAAUAGUAGUCAGUCGACCUCUGCGAAUUCCUCCAGCAGCGAGGAUGAUGACAAUCGUACGGACAAGACGGAUUCGAGACGGAGAAGGAAAAGAACGAUGGAAGAAUCGCCUGCGCGUGAGGUGAGAGGUAAAAUCAGUGCGGGAUCGUCGAGAACAAGUGUGCUGGCGUCCUCAGCUGAUGACAUGUCAAUGAUGGCGGAGAAACCACCCAGGCCACCUUCUAGUCCAAGAUCUAAGAGUGAUCGUUCCGCGAAGACGGAAGAGGCCAAGUCCUUCCUAAUGAGAGCGUUAGCCCCAGUGACAAAUUUUUUUAAGAACAAAAAUCAAGAUUCCGAUGAUACAAAUAAAUCAGACGGAUGGAUUGAUUCCUUUGAGGAAAAUCACGAAGCUAAAAACAAAUCAGAGCAGCUGUCAUCUUCGAGAUCAGCCAGUCAAAAUCUAUUGAAAGAUCCUAGCUUCACUAAUUCUCAGAAGAGCGACGGAAUAAAAGGAAAUAAUGUGAGGAUUCAACAUCAGUCUUCUGGCGAAAAACCAUGGUGGUUGGAUCCAAAUUCCGAGAACGUUCCCGAGGGAGUUCAUAGGGCUAGUCCAUGGAAUAAUGAUAUCAGUCAGGACACAACUGUUAGCGCGGCCUUGCCGGAUGACGGAAAGUACAAACUCAAAAUUUGGCGACAAGGAUCAGAAGAACAUGCCUGGUGGUUGGACGAGAUUGUAACGGAGGAAACGAAAAAAUCACCCUCGCCGGUGUCUUCUAUUUCGAGACGGGGGUCCAGUCGAGGUAGUUUUCGAUCAGCUGAUCGACGAAAUCGCAUCAGGCAUCAGCAAUCUGGCGAACGAGCGUGGUGGAUGAGCGACGAUCCUGAGAACGUUCCAGAGGGCAUCGAGGUCAUCCCAGUGGCGUCUGCCGAUAGUCAAAGUACUGACAAACCUGUCGAUAAUGAGAGCCUUUACUCUUCCAAGCCGCUUAAGAAAAUCCGACAUAUCGAAUCUGGGGAGAAGGCAUGGUGGAUGGACAGCACCUCCAACGUUCCUGACGGGAUUGUCAGGAUUCCCGUGGAAAUUCCCAACAGCACUUCCGACUCCUCUGAGUCAUACGAGAAGAUCGAUAUCGGCAUUAACCCUGAAUCUCAGACGUGUGUCAAGAGAAGCCUCUCCAGAUUUCCUAUCGAAUUUCCGCCACCGCCAUCCGAGCCGUUGGGAGAUCGUGCAAGUCCAGAAGGGAUCGAGAAUCCACCUGAUCCGCCGGACAAUUAUGGGGGACGAAAAUCUCCUUAUGACAAUGUGCAACCGACACGUCGAAGAUUGCCACCGCGAAAACGACCCUCUACGUUACCAUUAUUUAUUGGCGAUCAUACUGACAUCGAUGACGUGAUCGGUGAUACAGCUAUCCAGUGCCACAGUCCUGUUCUCUCCCGUGUUCGUAAACAGGAACGCGUCAAAGAGGACUUUUCUGAAAACAGUUCGGAAUGUGAAGAGAUAGCUGCAACCCAGGUGAUUAUUCACGAUAGCACGCCAAAAACACCAGUAAUUCAACGAAGAAAUCGAGAUGAUAAGAGAAUUCAACCCGAUGGCUACAUUCCGCUCGAUGACACGGCGCUCCAGUUGUACAAGGGCGGCGAUUAUGGCGCUUACCUGGACCUCGAGGCCUCCAUCAACGAGCAACAGGAGGAGUUUGAGGGUUUUCACGAAGGUGAAAGCCGGAAGAACGCGAUCAUUCUCAGGACCCAGCUGUCCGUGAGGGUUCACACCAUCAUAGAAAAAUUGCUGAACAGCGAGGGCCGCGAGCUGCGACGGGCUCUCUUCUCCCUCAAGCAGAUUUUUCAGGAGGACAAGGAUCUGGUACACGAGUUUGUGCAAAAUGACGGACUCGCCUGCCUGAUCAAAGUCAGCAGCGAAGCCGACCAGAAUUACCAAAAUUACAUUUUACGAGCACUCGGCCAGGUGAUGCUGUACGUCGACGGCAUGAACGGGGUGAUGGAACAUGGGCAGACGGUGGAAUGGUUGUAUACGUUAAUUGCUAGUCGUUUUCGGCUGGUGGUGAAGACGGCGCUGAAACUACUGCUCGUGUUUGUGGAAUACGUGGAAACAAACAGUCUGCUAUUGGUCAGGGCUGUAAGAGCGGUCGAUCAGGCCAGGGGCGUGGUACCGUGGAUUAACGUGAUGAAACUCCUCAAGGAUUAUGAUGCCGCCGACACGGAGUUGCUUAUAUACGCAACAACUUUGAUCAACAAGUGCUUAAACGGCAUCCCCGAUCAAGACACAUACUACGAUCAGGUGGACUGCCUGGAGGAGCAGGGUAUGGAGGGCGUUAUCCAGAGGUACAUGUCGAAACAGGGCACAGACCUCGACCUGCUCAGACAGUUUCAGAUUUACGAAGCGGUGCUGCAUCACGAGGACGGCGACAGGGGGUCGCCUAUACGUCAAUUGGACGACAAUAUAAGAAAAACUUUGCGAAAUCGGAAGUCUCUAGUGGAUUCUCACGAAAGGCGAAAGUCUCGGAGGCAUUCAACGGGUAACUCGCCCCUAUCAAUGUCUCUGAAUGCACGGCUGAGUCCACGGCUAAAUCAUUCUCUGGGUGUGAGCACGUUGAACAACACCUUGAACUCGAACCUACCAGAUGAUGACGACGAAUCAAGUAGUUCUCAAAGUUCCCAUGGUCAUCUGGGUGAAGUUCAGCUCAACGGCAGUUACAAAGAGAAUAAAGUGGAUGUUGGUGUUACACCAGCGCUAAGACGACGAAGAGAACGUGCGGAGAGACAGAGGAGCUUCAUUAGAGAGCAACAAGAGGCUACUGCAAACAUGAGAGCUUCGCUUGGUCAUACUGAUGAUCAGGAAAGUCAGUUCGCAACAAACAGUCUCCGAUACACGAACGGUACCUCUUAUGAGAGGAACGCUGAUUCUCCUUCGAACAAGUUGUCCAGAACGAACAGCAGAAAAGACUUGACGCCCUUGAUGAAUGCCGCGAACAAGCUCGACUCGGAGGAGAAGAAGCCAUGGUACGGCAAAAGUCCCAACGAAGGUGUCGAGUACAACGAGAGUAAUCACACCGACGAAGACGAGGAUCGUCGAGUGGUUCUACAGCUUAAGAGGGAAGGAACUGUCAAGGAUCUCACUCAGAAGUUGGCAGCGCAGAAUCUUAUACCUAGCAGCCCUGUGGAGGAGAAAGUUUCCAGGAUAGGAGAUAUGAGCGGCUUGAUCUCGAAGGCAAAGGAGGGUCUAGCGAAGUCGAAGUCAAAGGCGGACGUACUGAAGUCGCCAACCGGCGAUAAUUUGCCCAAGCUGCAGGAAACGAAGAAAUCGGAGAACGAGCUGCACUGGGAGGAACUGGUGAAGAAACUGAAGAGACCAUUGGCGCUUUGCGACUUGGAUUUCACCGAUCUGAAUUCCGAGGACGAGACCGACGUGCUGGGAUCUGCUAACGUGACGAAUGGAGUGCCACCACCGCCACCGCCGAUGGCACCUCCGAAUGGAGACGCCUUGGCACCUCCGCCGCCGCCGCUGGGCGCGAGAUUGCCGCCGCCCCUUCCUCAGGGUCCACCGCUGCCGUUCGGUAUCAGCUUGAAGAUGUCGAGGCCGCUGCCGCUGGCUAACGAGACCAGCAACACGCCAAAGAGCCCGCCGUCGUUGCUCGCGAAGAAGAGCAAGAAGACAGUGAAGCUGUUUUGGAAGGAAGUGCGAGACGAUCCCAACAUUCUCGCACGGCUCGACAAACACAAGAUGAUCUGGGACGAAUUGACACCCGUGGCCGUCGAUACACAGAAGCUCGAGCACCUUUUCGAGAGUCGCGCUAAGGAUCUCAUCACCAAGAAGCAGCAGGAGAUGAACAAGAACAAGGAGAUUAUCGUGCUAAAUCAUAAAAGAUCGAACGCUAUCAACAUUGGCAUGACGAAACUGCCGCCGCCAAGAUCCAUCAAGACCGCGAUUUUAAAAAUGGAUGCUACUAUCAUGAAUAGAGAGGGUAUUGAGAAACUUCUGACGAUGCUACCUACUAAAGAAGAAAAGUCCAGGAUACAAGAGGCGCAGGCCGCCAAUCCUGACCUUCCUUUAGGAUCAGCCGAACAGUUCCUCCUGACUUUGACCUCCAUCUCGGAACUGCCAGCAAGGCUGAAGCUGUGGGCGUUCAAGCUAGACUUCGAAAACUCCGAAAAAGAAAUCGCGGAUCCUUUGAUGGAUUUGAAACAGGGUAUGGAGACCUUGCGAGUGAAUAAAACGUUCCGUGGGAUUCUGAGCACGCUCCUUUCGAUCGGGAUAUUCCUCAACGGAAAUGAGGUGAAGGGCUUUCAACUAGAAUACCUCGUCAAAGUACCUGAAGUGAAGGAUACGGUUCACAAGCACUCGCUGCUUCAUCAUCUUUGUCACAUGGUGAUGGAGAAGUUUCCGGAUUCUACGGACCUCUAUUCCGAGAUUGGUGCGGUAACGAGAGCCUCGAAAAUCGAUUUCGACGAGCUGGCGGCGAACAUCGCGAAACUCGAGAGCGAGUGCAAAGCGUCUUGGGACCAUCUCAAGCUCAUCGCGAAGCACGAUGGUUCUACGAUGAUGAAGGUCAAGAUGUCUGAUUUCCUUGCCGAUUGCGCCGAAAGGAUAAUCGUCUUAGGCAUCGUUCACCGACGUAUCAUAAACCGUUUCCGCAAAUUCAUUCUGUGGCUCGGUAUACCACUGCAUAGGAUACAGGACACAAAGCCAAACGAGUUUUGCAGGAUUGUGUCCGAAUUUGCUCUGGAGUACAGAACCACCAGGGAACGAGUGAUACAGCAGCUCGAGAAGAAAGCCAAUCAUCGUGAGCGCAAUAAGACCAGAGGGAAGAUGAUAACAGAGGUCGGCAAGUUUCGUACAAAGGAGGAUCGAGCGGACGCGGAACUCAGACAACUACUUGGCAGUGACAUUUCAGACGUCGAGAGUAUCCACGGGACUUUACCAUGGAGAAGACAGAAGAAAGACGGACGUAUAAUUCCACUGGGCCCGGUACUCAGGGACGAAAGCACCAACGGUAACUUGGCUGAUGGCGUUGACGAACUAUUGGAAUCUCUGGUGAAAACCGCGACGAAAACACCGGCCACCAGGACCACGCCGCGCGAACGCAAGAGGACCAGACACGCCGAUCUGAAGCGAUCGCGCACCCGGGAGAACAACACCACGCCGGAGGGGUAUCAACCCUGAUGAGCCAGGGUUUUUCGUGAUUUCUGCGAUCUUAAGUGCGUAGAACGCUGAAGAACGGUCUCUCGGAAGAGGAGAAGAAGCACAUCGCCGCCUACAUCAAGGGCUACUGACUGUGAUAAUACUCGAAGGCCACGACACGCUCUCACGAAACGGGACGAGGAAAGAGCUACGGGAGGUCGAUAUUGUGAAGGGGCGGUUCCGGUGGAAGCUCGGCGAAAAAACAUUGCGAUCUCUCCGUCGUAUAGAUCUUCUGACUAUAGGAUCCCUGUCCUCCCCUGUUCACCGGAACGCUCCGAAAGAUCGGACGGCAUCGGACGAUCGGACUCUGCGACACGUCGCCGUCGCCGCGACGUUCGCCGAGUUCGAUAUUCGCGUGACGCGCCCCAUGUGCACUCCAUGCGGUGCACCUGUCGUUCGACUUGCUAAGACGGAAUGAUAAGACGGUAUGAGCAACACAAAAAGGAAAGGAGGAAAAAAAUAUAUACUGUAGCUUUGUCGCGAAUUAGACAAGUAUUAAUCGGUGAUUUAGGCUUAAGCGAAAUGAUCGAGCGAACGGGGUGCCUCUCUUACGCACGUCGUUCGCGCACGCGAGAAAGAACAUCUCGCAUUAUCUGCGUAUUAGGAACUAUUAUAUAGGAAUUUCCUUAUAGAGAGAUUUUUUUUUUGUUAUGUAGACCCCCUUCUGUGUAAACAUUUUUUUUUCUGUUUUACAAAAUUUUCCCAAGUUCCGUGUAGGAAUUUCUGAAAGUCUCGAGACGCCGCGCGACUACGUAGGAUUUUGUUUCUUUCGUCUCUUUGAAAGGUGUUUACGUAUAUUAUAUAUAUUUACAUUUUACGUAUCGUAACUCGGUACUUCUCGGAAGAUUCUUCACUCGAAUCACGGACGACAGGGUCGACUUGACAAUCAUAUGUCAACAGCAUGUGCCUCGACGAAUUUUUAUAACCGAUCGAUUUUUUAAGACCGACUACUUUGAGUAAUCAAAUGCCUUUGCUCGCGUCGAUCUUAUUUACAACGAAAAAAAACUAGCCAUUUUGCAUACGAAGUAAAUAUAUCCUAGAACGAUUCCUGUCGAAUAACAAACAUACCGAUAUAUACCGGACGACAUAAAUCUGCCUAGCAACUUAAUUAUUUUAAUCAUCAUUUUAUUAUUGCGUUUCGUAGAAAACGCAUAAUCGCAAUCAUUGUAUCUUUCUGUGGAAUUCUUUAAAUAAAAGAAGCAAUUAUAAAAAUAA